Ambispora gerdemannii is the source of this 654-nucleotide messenger RNA. The record is from the annotation of a GenBank genome assembly. Lineage: Eukaryota; Fungi; Glomeromycota; Glomeromycetes; Archaeosporales; Ambisporaceae.
AUGGGAAAAGAAGAACGACGCAACAGAAAAAAAGCAGGCAAUUCUAACAAUGUAGCUGUAACCGCAUCUGAUCACUACGAUCCAAACAUUGAUGACAUUCCAGAUUCAGAAAAGUUUCGUUUAAUUGAGCAAUCCGGUCUUUUCAAGGAUUUAUCUUCAACGCAACGUGAAAUACUUGAUCUUAAAUCGGAUAAAAAUUCGUCUUCCUCCAAGCUAGAAGUAAUACGUCAAGAUGAAGAACCACAUUUUGGCUGGGGAUUUCAAGCUAUUUUGUAUACUAUACCGCUUUGUUCUGUCUAUUCCGUAAUGGACAUUUUAAUUCAUAGACAAUUUAAUGAGGAUCCUACGUUUUGGCCCUUCUUUACUCGGGUAGUUAAAAUAGCGCCAAUUGUAUACUUAUUAGUUUACUUUACCAACAAAAAUCUCACGAAGCCUUGGCUUCAAUUUUUGAUGUUUAUUGGUUCAAUUGGGUGUGGUUGUCAUUUAAUUUGGGUUAUUAAUAAAGUUUCUUAUUUUGGCGUGAUGAGACGCUGCCCACCAUUGGCAACCUUAUGGAUUUAUUUCGUAGCUCAGUUGCGUUUGUUUCCGGCAGUCGUAAGUCUGAUUACAGUAUAUCUGUAUUUUCGUUUCGGCGAUCCACAUUUCAAAAUUUAA